Danaus chrysippus (African queen) is the source of this 4089-nucleotide messenger RNA. The record is from the annotation of a GenBank genome assembly. Lineage: Eukaryota; Metazoa; Arthropoda; Insecta; Lepidoptera; Nymphalidae.
AUGUCUGUUGAGAAUUGCUUAGUGAAGGCAAUUUAUUCAUUCAAGGUCACUCAGAAGGAAGAAGGCGGCUGGUGGGAGGGAACUUUAGGUGAAACAACAGGAUGGUUCCCUAGUAACUAUGUUACUGAAUAUAAAGACACUUCUGGCUCACUUACCACAUCACCUAUAAGGGCUGCUUCAGAAAUACAAGCUUUUAGAAAUGUAGUUCUAAAAGACAUAAUUGAUUCAGAAAAGGCCCAUGUAGCAGAAAUGCAAGGACUUGUCAGCAAUUUCUUGCAGCCGUUGGAAAAGAGUGAUAUAUUGGUUAAAGAUGAAUUUAAGCAGCUGACUGGGAAUAUUAAUGAGGUGCUGCAAGUACAUGAGCAGUUCCUCUCUCUUUUAGAGGAAUGUGCAAUGAAGACAGGGCCAGAUCAAAGGGUGGGAGGAUUGUUCUUACAGUGGGCGCCAAAGAUCAAGACAGUACAUCUGACAUACUGUGGUGGACACCCCAAAGCAGUCUGCAUUCUUGAUAAAUACAAAGAAGAACUGAACACCUGGAUGGAAAAUGCUGGAGCGGUGUGUCCAGGGGUUCUUGUUCUUACUGCUGGUUUAUCAAAACCAUUCCGACGCCUCGGCAAAUACCCUGCCAUGUUGCAAGAACUUGCUCGCCAUGUCCAUGAAGCUCAUCCAGAUAGGGGUGACACUCAUAGAGCAUCGGUUGUUUACAAGGAUAUUGUUAGUGCCUGUGCAGCUUUGAGGCGUCAGAAAGAGUUGGAACUUCAAGUAGUAACGGGUGAAGUCCGUGGCUGGCCUGGUGGCGAGCUCACGUCACUCGGCGAUGUUUUACACAUGGGUAGUGUUGCAGUUGGACCGUCACAUCAGGAUAGAUAUCUUGUACUCUUUCCUUCCGCUUUGCUAUUACUAUCUGUUAGUAAGCGCGUAUCUGCGUUUGUUUAUGAGGGAUGUCUUCCAUUAACUGGUAUAAAUGUAUGCAAGCUAGAGGAUACAGAUACAAGGAAAAAUGCAUUUGAAAUAAGUGGUCCAAUGAUAGAUACUAUUGUCGCUGUUUGCCAAACCAGAGCUGAAGCUGAUAAUUGGGUCAGCUUGCUCCAGAAGCACUCGAACAAUAGUAGCCCUUCACAUGAGCCCUCCCAGCCGCAAUCACUACCUCAUUUGACCCGAUCUCCUUCUGAAGGGGCUCUCUCUAGCAUCAACUCUAGUAGACGCAGUUUAUAUCACGUGACCUUGCCACCGUCGCACUAUCCGUCCGCAUCCCCAUAUUAUUCAUUAACAAAAUAUUUUGCGAGGUUGGUCAAAAAAAAGGUCAUCACUAGGCAAAUGUUGCGUAAACUUCUACACGAAAAGCCUUGGGCUAAAGCGUUCGAACUCACCGGCCUGCCAGUGAUGAGGCGGCAUAAAAAUCACAUUAAGCUCAAAAUAGAUAAUGAUGGAACUAUCGCUGAAACUGAUUAUUCUGAUAGCGAUAGGAAUUCUGACGACAGUGAUAGGGAAGUGGAAACAACUGAAAGUUGUUCUACUUCCAGCUGCACUAACUCAGCAUCAGCUAGCACGAAUAAUUCAUCUAAAAUGAUGAGACAAGAUGCAGUCGAAAGUAUCGGCCCUAGAACAAUUUCUUCUUCCUGUAGCAGUUGGAGUAGCAAUUUUGGUUAUGUCAGAUACUUUGAUACGUCAACAGACAUGAUGCUCGAUGCACCAAACCCAAAAGGUGACUGCACGAAAAAUAUAUUUGCCUCUGUACCUAACAAAGCAGAUGCCAGUGUAAAUGAAUAUAAUUUACAAAAAUCUUCGAAAUCCAAUAAUUUGAAUGUUUGCAUCCCUUAUCAACAUUCCGGUAGCGCAGAAAAUUCUAGUUUAGAAAUAAAAAAUUAUAUGGCUUGUGAAGAUUUAGUGAAUAUGGACCAGGAUAUGCAAAUAAGUAAUUUUGGCGAUGAUACAGACUACGUGCCUACGAGGCGAAGUUUCCCUAACUAUAGCGUCAGAAACGAUAUCCCAAAACUAUGGAAGUCCACCGAAGAAAGAUAUACAAGAGAAGACGAAAUGAAUAACAAUCUUAUAAUAUCCGAUUUACUACAAGUUCUCGAUCCUCCAUCACCUAAAAAUUCACAAGAUUGUCCUCUGGAAUCACUUAUACUAGAUCCACCUCCGAUGUUUCGUAACGAAAAUGAGGACCUUAAAAUUCUAAAUGUCAAUCUAAACGCCAACGUUCCUUUUCGAAAGCAUUCACUCAACUCAGACAAAAGAAUUAGACGUUCAGCGUCAAGGUCGAUGGUGGAGACGGAUAAGAAGAAUAAUAAUGGACAUUUGGAGAGAAUGAGUUCACAGUCUGAAACGUCUAAAGUAAGACGAAAAUGUGAAUGCUGCAAUCGUUCUUUAUGCCCAAGUCCCAGAUCUUCAGACUCUGGGGUCGCUGGUAGCUGCAAUUUAGCAUCACCUGAUUUAAACAUGCACGGCAAUGAUUCGGAUAGUCACGAGAAAACGUCAAAUGACAUGAAAGAUUCUCUGAACAAUCUAUCCGAUAGUAACUUCAAUAAUAGAAAGUCAACUUUAUCUGAAAUCGAAGCGGCGACCUUUGAAGAUCAAUGUAGAUGUACGUCUCCUUUUGGGUCAACAGCUAGAACCUCGUGCGUGACAAGUGUAACCUCCGAAAUGAGUUUAGACGUGAAAGAUUUAUCUAAAACAAACGUAACUCCUACAUUCGCCGCCCAUCCACCAGUGCCCUCUCCCGAAAUCAAACGAACAUCGAUCAGAAGAAACAUCGAGCUAUACGUGCCCGAAAUUAAAAUUAAGCCAGCGGUUCCUCCGCGUAUUUAUAGGAAGCCAAGCACCCAUUUGGAAAUACCAAAAAAUGUGCGACAUCACAUGCCAUGUCAAUGGAGCACAUUGAAUAUUACUGAACGAACAAAACCGAGUUUGCAUUAUCACAUGCGAAUAUACCGCGAGAAACCGGAAGAUAAUAUGCACAGACUAUCAAGAAAAGAUAUGACAAGAAAUUGCGAUGUUUUCAAUAAGGAACACAAACGGAAGGAUGAAAAGACUUCAACAUCCCAAAAGACACGGUCACGUAGUGAGGAUCUGGCCAAACUGCAGAACGGGUUAACGGAAGCUCAGACCGGUUUCGUGGUCUAUCGUUCCGAUCUGUACGCCCACUGGUGGAUGAAAGCCAAAUUACCGAUAACCGUGGUCACCGACUCAGGCAAGGAUAAUUUUUUUAUGGCCUUGAGCGACAGCAAUAACGAAUUGUCCUCUGGUCUCACUAGUCACAAGAGAUCCCAUUCAUUCAACAAUCAUCAAAGCUUCACACAGCAUACGCAGCAAACACAAAAGAAUAAGUCAAAAAAUCAAUCGGCGCGUUGGCUCCUAAACUCCUGUGACUCACUCGAUCAAUCGCCAGCUAAAUCAAAAAUACCUAUAGGAAAGAAAUUCCCGUCCGUAGAUUUCACCGACGCAGCAGAUAUAAGCUACAUUAAUAAAGGGUGGAGUAUAACAUGUCUUCGUCCGGCGCCGCCACUACGUCCGCAGUCAUUCACUGUGGGUUCAGAUGAGAACAUCGGCCCCACACAUCCAUACGCGCCUCACCAGAGGAAAUCAAACUCCUACGAGGAAGACGCCCUCAUACUGAAGGUGAUAGAGGCUUAUUGCACUUCCGCCCGGUGUCGCAAUGCUGUUAGUUCGGUGGACUACGGCCAUUAUAAUUUCGGUAAAGUACAAUAUCAUGCACCCGCUACUAACAUGCCUCUUACGCACACCAAACUGUCAGUGACGUCAGACAGGAGUACCAAAGUGAAGCGGAACAAGAGCUCGGCGGACGCUUACAUGUACCGGACACCGGAUAGGAGAUUAGUGACGGAUAGGAAGUACAAUCUGAAUAGAUCCAAUCCGAAUCUAUGGGAUUGCGCUGAACGGAGGCGGACUAAUCUGAUUGGUGGGAACGAACGGAGGAGCGGCUCGCAGCCGAGUCUUGUGCCUCUUCGGGCUACAACUUCCCCCCAUCCAAUACAACCGUCACAGCCGCCACGCUCAGCUCGUUCGUCUACAUGGUGCUGUGGGACAUUCGUCAAGCAGCUAACUAAAUCCCACCACUUCGACUGA